AUGGUUGCACAUGCCACCGCGGGACACACCCCGUCUCAUGCACAAUCCUCACUACCGUCAUUACCUUCACAUCUGCAGUCUGACACACACCUGACUGCACACUUGGCCAGCCGAUUCCAUGUCGGAUUACCAACUGCUCGCUUGUCAUCGCAAGCUUUGAUUAGUCUCAACACAUAUACCUCAUCUGCCAAAGGUCCUGAUGGCGACAAAGAGGGCAGUGCUAUGGGAGAGGCGGAGGACCUGGCCAGGCGGGCAUUCACUCGUCUCGGUGCACGGGGAGAGAACCAGGCCAUUGUUUUCCUUGGUGAGAGUGGCUCCGGAAAGACCACCCUUCGUUCUCACAUCGUUUCGGCCUUCCUCUCGUUCUCCUCCACCCCUCUAUCCUCGAAGCUGUCAUACGCUGCUUUCGUCUUCGACACCCUCACGACAACCAAGUCCCUGACCACGCCGACUGCAUCCAAAGCUGGGCUUUUCUUGGAACUCCAGUACGAUGGCUCCUCAUCAGUGAACCCCACCCUAAUCGGUGGUAAGAUUAUCGACCACAGACUUGAGCGCAGUCGCAUUGCUUCCGUUCCUACUGGCGAACGAAGCUUUCACGUCCUUUACUAUCUCCUUGCUGGAACGAGUGCUGCCGAGAAGACCCAUCUAGGGUUCGACAAUUCGAUCCACGUCUCGACCGCGGCCGGCAAGCUGUCUUCCGCCUCGAUCGGCCACAAACGAUGGAGAUAUCUGGGUCAUCCCACCCAGCUCAAGGUGGGCAUCAACGACGCCGAUGGAUUCCAGCACUUUAAAACUGCAUUGAGAAAGUUAGAGUUCCCCCGCAGUGAAAUCGCGGAGCUGUGUCAGAUGUUGGCGACGAUCCUUCAUCUGGGACAACUUGAUUUCGUGAGCGGACAGACCACGACGACCGGGGCGGAAGAAUCUGGCGGAUACUCUCACGAGGGUGGCGAGAAGGUUACCGUCGUCAGAAACAAGGAUGUUUUGUCCAUCAUUGCGGCCUUCCUGGGCUUGAGUGUGGAACAACUCGAGACCAGUUUUGGCUACAAGACGAAGACCAUCCGCCGGGAGCGCGUCACUGUUAUGUUGGAUCCCAAGGGGGCACGGCAGAAUGCGGAUGAUUUGGCCAGGACCCUGUACUCUCUCCUGGUGGCAUAUGUGAUUGAGACCAUCAAUCAGAAGAUCUGCGCCGCCGAGGACAGUGUGGCCAACACCGUCUCGGUCGUCGACUUCCCUGGUUUCUCUCAAGUCAGCGCAACCGGCUCGACGUUGGAUCAGCUGCUGAGCAAUGCGGCGACGGAGUCCCUGUACAAUUUCUGCCUGCAAUCUUUCUUCGACCGGAAGGCAGAUAUGCUGGAACGGGAAGAGGUUUCCGUGCCAGCGACGAGCUAUUUCGACAACGUUGAUACCGUGCGAGGCCUGUUGAAACCCGCAAACGGUUUAUUGAGUAUCCUCGAUGACCAGACUAGGCGUGGUAGGACAGACUCUCAAUUCCUCGAAUCGGUAAGAAGACGUUUUGAAAACAAGAACCCCGCUAUCACCGUUGGUUCCACUGGCCAAGCCACGGGUGUGGUCUCCCAGCAUGCACGCACUUCGUUCACAGUGAAGCACUUUGCUGGCGAAGUCGAAUACCCUGUUCAUGGUCUUCUUGAGGAGAACGGUGAUAUGAUCUCCGGAGAUCUGAUGAAUCUCAUGAAGUCCACGAACAGCGAAUUUGUGAGAGAUCUGUUUGGCCAGGAGGCCCUACACACGGUUACGCAUCCCCAAGAGAAGACCGCCAUUGUACAAGCGCAAGUUAGCUCGAAGCCGCUGCGUAUGCCCAGUAUGGCCAGGCGUAAAAAUGGCCCGUCUUCCCGUCCCAUGUUCGAUGCGCCGCCGCCUAUCGAGGACAGAGACGAGAUUGAGAGUCAGGCUGACAGUACGUCGAGGAGUUCCGGAAGACGCAAGAGCGCCAUGAUUGCCAGUGGCAUCCAGGGCGCUGCCGGACAGUUCCUGUCUUCGUUAGACAUUGUCAAUAAAUGCCUGAGCUCCCCCAACUUGAACCCUUACUUCGUUUUCUGCCUGAAGCCCAAUGAUCGACGUAUCGCCAAUCAAUUCGACAGCAAAUGUGUCCGCGCGCAAGUACAGACAUUCGGCAUCACGGAAAUCAGCCAGCGACUGAGGAAUGCAGACUUCAGUGUCUUCCUCCCAUUCGCUGAGUUCCUGGGUCUAGCUGAAAUUGGCAAUGUUGUGGUGGGAAGCGACAGGGAGAAGGCUGAGGUUGUCCUUGAUGAAAAGCGAUGGCCGGGGAAUGAAGCCCGAGUCGGCAGCACAGGUGUCUUCCUUAGCGAGCGUUGCUGGGCGGACCUUGCAAAGGUCGGCGAGCGCGUGGUCCCCGUCUACGCUGCAGGUGAAGGCUCCGACGAAGGCGGGGACGGUCUGCUUCACCCGCAGACCGCGAACUACCAUGAUUCCAAAGUCCGACUCCUUGGCCCGGCGGACCAGUCGCCGGGUGGUUUCAUAUACGGCGAGGAAGGAAAGCAAGGGUAUUUUGGUAGUCGCGAUCUCGAUGGACGCUCCGAGGCUGGUGCUUCUGCCUUCAACUCCGGAGACAUGUUCCGGAAUUUGGAUACCCGUGAGCAGAUGUUGGAAAAGGGCAAUGACAAAAACAUGGAGGAGAUCGAAGACAUACCUGUGUCUGGUAGUCGCAAAAGGUGGAUGUUCCUCGUCUAUCUGCUAACGUGGUACAUCCCUGACUUCACCAUCAAACUCCUCGGUCGUAUGAAGCGCAAGGAUGUGCGAAUUGCCUGGCGUGAAAAGCUUGCGAUCAAUCUGAUCAUCUGGUUCUGCUGUCUCGUCGCCAUAUUCUUCAUUGUUGUCUUUCCUUCCUUGAUUUGUCCCACACAGCAUGUUUACUCGUCUGCCGAGCUGUCUUCGCACAACGGCAAAGAUGGACACAGCUCUUUCGUCGCAGUUCGGGGUGUGGUUUUCAAUUUGGGCAAAUUCAUGCCCGCGCACUACCCCGAUAUCGUGCCCGAAUCAGCUCUCAAGAAAUACGCAGGCACGGAUGCCACCGGUCUGUUCCCUGUGCAGGUCUCAGCUCUGUGCCCCGGCACGACAGGAGAAGUGGAUCCUACGGUGCUUUUGGACUACUCAGCGACCAACGUCUCAGGCUCUGCCACCACUGUCAGUUCCACCGAUACCAACAUGCAGUACCACGACUUCCGCUAUUUCACCAACGACUACCGGCCGGAUUGGUUCCAGGAGCAAAUGAUUUCACUCAGAUCAAAUUACUUUAAAGGUUGGGUCGGUUACACACCAGAGUACAUCAAGACCCUUGGUGAAAAGUCCCAGUACAUUGGAAGUAUCAACGGCAAGGUCUAUGAUUUGACGACGUAUGUUGCAGGAGGUCGGAGAGUGGAAGCCCCGGAGGGCAAGACGGUCCCUGCCGACGUCAACCGCGACUUUAUGAGUACUUUGGUCGUCUCUCUCUUCCAGGACCUUCCAGGUCGGGAUUUGACGAAGUAUUGGGAGAACCUGAAAAUUACCGACGUCAUGCGCCAGCGUAUGCAGCUGUGCUUGGACAAUCUCUUUUUCGUGGGUCAUGUCGAUACCCGUAACUCGGCUCAAUGUCUGUUUGCACGAUACUUCAUUCUGGCAAUCUCCAUCUUCAUUGUUUCGGUCGUGGUUUUCAAGUUCCUUGCUGCCCUGCAGUUUACAAGGAAGAAUCUCCCGGAGAAUCUUGAUAAGUUCAUCAUCUGUCAAGUUCCAGCCUACACGGAAGACGAAGACUCUCUACGCCGUGCCAUUGAUUCCAUGGCUCGCAUGCGUUAUGAUGACAAGCGGAAACUCCUUGUUGUCAUUUGCGAUGGUAUGAUUAUCGGGCAAGGCAACGAUCGUCCUACCCCAAGAAUUGUCCUGGAUAUUUUAGGAGUCCCAGAAUCCGUCGAUCCUGAGCCUCUCAGCUUCGAAAGUCUGGGCGAAGGACAGAAGCAACACAAUAUGGGUAAGAUCUAUUCAGGUCUCUACGAGGUUCAAGGUCACAUUGUCCCCUUCCUUGUUGUUGUCAAGGUUGGAAAGCCUUCCGAGGUGGCUCGCCCUGGUAACCGUGGAAAGCGUGAUUCUCAGAUGGUACUCAUGCGAUUCUUGAACCGCGUACACUACAACUUGGCUAUGAGUCCGAUGGAGCUGGAAAUGUAUCACCAGAUCCGCAACAUCAUCGGUGUAAAUCCUACCUUCUAUGAAUUUAUUCUACAGGUCGAUGCCGAUACCGUUGUCGCCCCGGAUGCAGCAACACGCUUCGUCUCUACGCUGUUGGCUGAUACUCAAAUCAUUGGUCUUUGCGGUGAAACUGCUUUGUCUAACGCUAAACACUCGGCCAUCACCAUGAUGCAAGUCUACGAAUACUACAUCUCACACAACAUGAUCAAGGCAUUUGAGAGUCUGUUCGGAUCAGUCACUUGUCUGCCCGGUUGUUUCACAAUGUACCGCAUUCGCUCUGCGGAGAGUGGAAAGCCUCUGUUCGUCAGCAAAGAGGUUAUCGAUGCCUACUCCGAAAUCCGCGUUGAUACACUCCACAUGAAGAACCUGCUGCAUCUUGGUGAAGAUCGUUAUCUUACCACACUUUUGAUGAAAUUCCAUCCCAAGUUCAAGACCAAGUACAUCAUCGCUGCCAAGGCCUGGACUAUCGCGCCUGAGAGCUUUGCUGUGUUCCUGUCGCAGCGUCGUCGUUGGAUCAACUCAACUGUCCAUAACUUGAUGGAGUUGGUGCCUCUGCAGCAGCUCUGUGGUUUCUGCUGUUUCAGUAUGCGUUUCAUUGUCUUUGUCGACUUGCUCAGUACCGUCAUUCAGCCUGUUACCUUGGCUUAUAUCGCGUACUUGAUCUACUACCUCGUCACCGAUACUUCGACUAUUCCCUGGACCACUUUUGUUCUCCUUGCUGCCAUCUACGGUCUCCAGGCACUCAUCUUCAUCUUCCGUCGCAAGUGGGAAAUGCUCGGAUGGAUGCUCAUCUACCUAUUGGGUCUCCCUAUCUCUUCCCUGGCUCUGCCUUUGUACUCCUUCUGGCACAUGGAUGACUUCUCCUGGGGUAACACCCGUGUUAUCACUGGAGAGAAAGGUCGCAAGGUCGUCAUCUCAGAUGAGGGCAAGUUCGAUCCGGCGUCCAUUCCGAAGAAGACGUGGGACGAGUAUCAGGCCGAACUGUGGGAGGCGCAAACUUCCCGGGACGAUCGCUCCGAAGUCUCUGGCAUAUCUUAUGCCACCAAGUCCUACCACCCCAUGCAAUCUGAGUACGGGUUCCCGCCCUCGCGGCCCAUGUCUCAAUUCGGCAUGCCUCGCUACUCCUCUCGGAUGUCCUUGGCCCAAUCGGAGAUUAUGAGCCGUCACAUGGACUUGGAGAUGGAAGACCUGUCUCAUCUGCCUAGCGAUGAUGCUAUCCUGGCUGAAAUCCGGGACAUCCUCCGCACGGCGGAUCUAAUGACGGUUACGAAGAAGAGCAUCAAGCAGGAGCUUGAGCGACGAUUCGGUGUCGCGUUGGAUGCUAAGCGUCCCUACAUCAACUCAGCUACUGAGGCCAUUCUCGCCGGUCACCUCUAG
Aspergillus aculeatus ATCC 16872 is the source of this 5574-nucleotide messenger RNA. It is a transcript of the gene chsE, whose product is annotated as chitin synthase class Va. Lineage: Eukaryota; Fungi; Ascomycota; Eurotiomycetes; Eurotiales; Aspergillaceae. Gene Ontology annotation, molecular function: ATP binding; cytoskeletal motor activity; chitin synthase activity. Gene Ontology annotation, cellular component: cell periphery; myosin complex; cell septum. The transcript has 4 exons. The record is from RefSeq and is a predicted model, not a curated record. Bases 1 to 5574 code for a protein of 1857 amino acids.